CCUCCCGACAACGAGCCGCGGCGGCCGCCGCCGGCGAUGGAUCCGGCCGCCGAUCCGAUGGCCGCGUCGGCCCCAUUCCCCACCAUCCCGGCCGUCGCGAGCCCCAGGCACCCCCGCGCCGCCAAGCCGCGACGGCAGGCGGCGCCCUUCCGGUCGUCGGACCACCCCGUUGCCGCGUCCUCCUCCUCCUCGAGCCGCCGCCUCGGCGCCGAUCUCCCGUUCGGACACGGACUGCGGCGAGGCGCAGUCUCCGGAUACGCGCGGGCUGCGGGAUCGCGCGCUCCCUCGGGCCUCGUCGUCAUCGGCGGCGGGGACACCGCGUCCAGCACCGUCGACGUGGACGGGUGUUCGCCGCCGGCGAGCUCAUGGAGCUCGUCGAGCGAGUCUAGCUUCGUGUUUGGGGCGUCGGAUAUGAGGAGGAGCUUCUCGUUUGGAUCCGGCACGGCCUCGUCGUCGUCUAGCUUCUCAGCAAUAGUGGGGGAGCUCACCUUAGAUGAUCCCGGCAGCAGGCAAGGCGAUGCUGAUGUUUCUAGGGGAAAUGGCUCAGCGCCGGAGAUGAACAUGCAUCCGGUUUUGAGCCCGUGUAUUGAGCUUGGGCGGCGUGGUGAAGGGCUUGGAGUCCCUUCUGAAGCAAUGGGAUGUGAGAGUACAGAGAGUAGCUGCUCAUUAGUUGGUCAAGUGGUUCGUCCAUCUCUUUGUUCUGGACAAAAUUUUACUACCGAAUUUGGAAAGGAUGGGGAUCACUUGUCUGCCGAAGAUUGUGCUGGUCAAGUCAGCUUCAGAAAGGAUUCAGGCAAAAUUUCUGCAGAUGGUGAUGAUAGCAAGGAGAAUAAGUUUGCCUUUGUUUUUGGUGAGAAUGCUGAGGAAAGGGGGUUCACUACAAAGAUAUCAGAAACUGAAAUUAAGAAGGGGGAAAAUAAUGUAGCAUUUGGUUCUGAUCGGCAUGAUGCCUCAGUUGCCAAAGGUAAUGGAUGUACUGAGUCCAGUUUGAAGGGUGCAAAGCAUGCGUGUGGUUCAAGUAUGAGGGAUCGUUAUGGAGUUUCCCCUACAGAAAAAGCUUCAAGUGUUUCACCUUUUGGCGUUGAAGCUCAAGAUGGUAGUGCAAAGGUUUCUUCCACAAAGAUGUCUACUGAAAGACAAAGCACUGGAAUACAAGUGUCAGAACUUGGAGAUUUAGGGUUGUUUGAUGAGCAAUCCUUUGCUGUACGUGACCACAAUGCAGCAUCAAGAGAAUAUGGUGGGGUUAAGGGUGUGAGCAUGAAUAAAAGAACAGUUAAACAAGAGUUCUCAACUCAGCAAGUACUGCAGCCACUCUUUACAAACGAUCAGAAAGCAGCUCCAGGAGUAAAAGUGCAUUUGAAGGAAGCCACUAACUUCAGACGAGAGGACUCUGAUACCAGUAAAGGAAACUCUGGCACAAAGGAAGAAGAUGCUAACUGCUUUAGUCUGCAAGAAAAAGAGAGUAACCAUGAUAGAACAGUUUUUACUUCCAUGACAAACUUGGAAAGUUCUAGUCAAUCUGAUUUCAUAUUUGCGGCAUCAACUUUUGAUCAGAGCAUAUUGCAGUCACAAAGACGACAUAACAAGAAAAAAAUGGGAGUAAUGAGUAAUCAUGCUAAUUCUAUCCAAAGCCACCCAACAUCUGCCAUUAGUCUAGCUCACUCAGAAAUCUUAAGGCAGCAAUACACAGAAUUACCUGCUCAAUGGACCAAAUACAACAAAACAGAUCCUAAAACAGUUAAAAUGAGUACAGGACCAGCAUUUAAGGAAAACCUUGAACAUCAUGAAGACUGUGAAACAUGGCGUAUAAGGGGAAACCAAGCAUAUGCUGAAGGCCUGUUAGCUAAGGCCGAGGAGUGCUAUACCCAUGGAAUUAAUUCUGUUUCCUUGAAUGAAGCUUCUUGGAAAUCAUUGAUGCUGUGCUACAGCAAUCGUGCAGCUACUCGGAUGUCUCUUGGUAGGAUGAGAGAGGCCCUUGCUGAUUGUCGAAAAGCCACUGAUAUUGAUUCCAGCUUUCUGAAGGCUCAAGUCAGAGCUGCCAAUUGCCUACUUGCUCUGGGGGAUGUUGAAGAAGCACAGAAAGGUUUUGAAAUAUGUUUGAAGUCCAGUCAUGCAGAAAGCCUGGAUAGUAAAAUCAUGGAAGAGGCUUCUGAUGGCAUAAAAAAAGCUCAGAAAGUAUCUACUUUUGUACUCCUAUCCAAGGAAUAUCUUGUAAAAAAGGAAUUUGACAAGAUACCCAGUGCCUUACAAAUGAUCUCUGAUGCUUUGUCCAUAAGUACUUGUUCAGAUAAUUUGAUGAUGAUGAAAGCAGAAGCUUUGUUACUGUUACAGCGAUAUGAAGAAGUAAUCCGGUUUUGUGAGGAAACUCUACAUUUGGCAGCGGAAAAUAGUCUUUCUCUGUGUCAGCAUUCGAAAAUCAUCGACUUUGACAAUUGCAGUAGCUCUGUGAAAUUGUGGCGUUAUUAUAUUAUAGCGAAGUCCUAUUUUUUCAUAGGAAAACUUGAAGAGGCUCAUCAGUUUCUAAAGAAGCACAGGCAGGAAGCUCUUGUAGAAUGCAGGUAUGGGAAGAAAUCUCAGCAAUCAAUUUCAUCAUUCUUCACCGCAAUCUGUGAACUACUCAGCCUAAAAGCUGCUGGGAACGAAGCAUUUCAAGCUGGUAAAUAUUCAGAGGCUGUGGAGCAUUACACCACUGCUUUGUUAAGCAAUACAGAGUCACUUCGUUUUUCAGCAAUCUGCUUUGCAAAUCGCGCAGCUGCGUACCAGGCAAUGGGCCAAAUUUUAGAUGCAAUAGCAGAUUGCUCGUUAGCUAUAGCCGUUGACUCCAAUUAUGCUAAGGCUAUUUCUAGAAGAGCUGGUCUGUAUGAACUUAUAAGGGACUAUGAUCAGGCGAGGAAUGAUCUUCAUAGGUUAAUUUCUCUUCUUGAGAGACAACUUGAAGAAAAUAUGGCCAUGCUUUCAGAAAAAUCAGAUGGUAUUCGUAGCAGUCUGAACCGAGCCAAUCUUAGGCUUUCUGCUUUGGAGCAGGACGCCAAGAAGGGGAUCUCAUUAAAUAUUUAUUUAAUACUAGGAAUCGAACCAUCUUGCACUUAUGUGGAUAUAAAGAAGGCAUACCGCAAAGCAGCACUAAGGCAUCAUCCAGACAAAGCUGGUAAUUUUCUUGUGAGAAGUGAAAAUAUUGACGACACAGUAUGGAGAAGAAUCACUAAUGAGAUCCGCAAAGAUGCUGACUAUUUAUUCAAACUAAUUGGGAAAGCAUAUGCUAUACUUUCGGACACUACAAUGAAGAGCAAAUGAUAGAUGCUGAAUCUUUAUUUUCUGUGGGGAUGUAUACAGAAACUUUGAUGUAGCACAAACAAUGCACAAGUAUUACAGCAGUGGUCAGAGCAAUCAAAACAAUGACAAGACCUUCCAAAGUUUGGAGAAAUCAUGAGGUGGUACAGUGAAGAAACACAAAUGCACAAUGGAUCAGUCCUACGUUUUUUUACUUUUAAAGGCUAGGUCCGACGUGAAAAGUUGGUUUCUGUUGCGCAAGAAUCAGGAUGCCCGUGAGUCAUGACUAAUCAACUGAUGUCAGAGUUUUAUUGUGCCCCAGGUCCCAGAUUUCCUCCCAUGCUUGCUGUCUGCAUGAAUGGACGCCUUUACUCUGAAAAGUUGUCCAUCUUGGUGUUCAUACCCAAUCAAUACUGUCUGUUUUCAGGAAAAGAAAGCCUAACCACUGAUGUCAGAGUUUGCUGAAUGUCAGAAAAGAAGCGCAACUGUUUUCAGGUUUGCGCCUUGGUGUGCAGAGUUUUUGUUGUAUGCCAGUAUGACCUCUCUCACAGCCAAAAGAAAGAUGUGCAUAGAUCCAAUGGUAUGUAUAGUUCUUCAAGCAGUUGUAAAUGGAAUCAGGAACACUGUAAAUACGGGUAUUUCCCGUUUACACGAGCGUGGCAGAGGUGAUUUGUUUGAUAUGUUGAUUGUAAGCUGUGGUUUUGUAACACGGAGUGGGCAUGAUCGUUUUAUUUUUUUUUACAAACUUUUAAGCUGCCCUCAAUGCGGUUUUGUGUGAAACUGAACCAGUGAAUGAUUCUUU
Oryza brachyantha (malo sina) is the source of this 4072-nucleotide messenger RNA. RefSeq lists its product as uncharacterized. Gene Ontology annotation, molecular function: protein binding. Lineage: Eukaryota; Viridiplantae; Streptophyta; Magnoliopsida; Poales; Poaceae. The record is from RefSeq and is a predicted model, not a curated record. The transcript is spliced from 11 exons. The coding region runs from base 37 to 3294 and encodes 1085 amino acids.